UUAAGGACACGAGGAAAAUGGCGAAGGCGACAAAGUAAUCUUGGGGAAAAAAAUAAACACUUGAAAUAGUUGAUAAAUAAUUGACAGAUGACAACAUUUCUGAGCUGUGUGAAAGAACGAUGGCUUCGGGCGAGGAGGAACUUUCUCGAACAAGAGAAGAGAACGAACGACAGCAACAACCGGAGGUUUGCGCCACAAAAACUAUGCUACAUACGCGAGAUGUCCAGAUCUCCAAUUUAAAGCCGGAGGAUCCACCUCCCCCCCAUUUUAAAGAGGAAGAGGAGAAACUAUGGAUCACUCAGGAAGGAGAGCGUCUUCAAGGGUGGGAGGACGCUGAUCUCCCCAAGUUGCCACUGACCGGUGUCUCUGUGAAGACUGAAUACCAUGAAGACAAACCAUGUGAGUCCUCACAGCUUCAUCACCGUCCAAAUGUCCAGCAGCUGAUUGAUCAUCAAGAAGAACAUUCCUGUCAGCCGCAGGGCGGGAUCGCCACUUUGAAGCAGGAGGAGCCGCAGAUCCUCAAUGUUAAAAAGGAAGAGGAAGAAGUCUGGAUCACUCAGGAGGGACAGUAUCAUCUCAGCACCUUGCCACUGACGGAUGUCUCGAUGAAGACUGAAGACCAUGAAGAUAAAGCACCUUUGUCCUCACAGCUUCAUCGCAGUCCAAGUGAGGAGAACAGAGGGGCGGAGCCUCCACGAAGCAGCCCACCACAACACAUGACAACAGAAGCUGAUGGAGACCACUGUGGAGGAUCACAAGCAGACAACCUCUUAGCUCCACUAUCAGAUAGUGACGACACAACGUCACACUCUCCUGAGGAUGGAGACGGGGACGACACCCAAGAACCUUUGAGCAGCGAUAGAGACAGUGAGGGUGAUAUGAGGACUCACACUUCCUCUAAAAGGAAGACAGGUAAAAAAGGUUUCACCUGCUCAGUUUGUUCUGAAACCUUUUUUUAUAAGAGCUAUUUGACGCAACACAUGAGAACGCACACAGGGGAAAGACCUUUUAGUUGUUCAGUGUGUGGGAAAACAUUCAAUGACAAGCGAAGUUUGGUAAAACACAUGAGAACGCACACAGGAGAAAAACCUGUCAGUUGCUCAGUUUGCGGCAGUGCAUUUUCUCAGGUAUCAUCUCUAAAUAUACAUAUGAGAAUGCACACAGGAGAAAAACCUUUUAGUUGCUCAUUUUGCAAUAAAAACUUCUCUCAGAAGAUAACAAUGCUGACACACAUGAGAAUACACACUGGAGAAAAACCUUUUAGUUGCACAGUCUGUGAGAAAAGCUUCUCUAAAAAAGUGAAUAUGGUAGUACAUAUGAAAACACACACGGGAGAAAAAACUUUUAGUUGCCCAGACUGUGACAAAAGAUUCACUCUGAAGGCACACAUGCUGUCACACAUGAAAACACACUCAGUAGAAAGACCAUUCUGUUCUUUAAUGUGUGGUGAAACAGUCAAUGACAAGCAAAGUUUGGUAAAAUACACGAGAAGACGCACAGUAGAAAAACCUUUCAGUUGCUCAGUUUGUGGCAGUGCAUUUUCUCAAGUGUCAUCUUUAAACAUGCAUAUGAGAACGCACACAGGAGAAAAACCUUUUAGUUGCUCAUUUUGCAAUAAAAACUUCUCUCAGAAGAUAACAAUGCUGACACACAUGAGAACACACACUGGAGAAAAACCUUUCAGUUGCCCAGACUGUGAUAAAAGCUUCUCUAAAAAAGUAAAUAUGGUAAUACAUAUGAGAACACACACUGGAGAAAAACCUUUUAGUUGCUCAUGUUGCGCAAGAAAAUUCUCUUGUAAAUCAGCAAUGCUGAGGCACAUGAGGACACACACUGGAGAAAAACCUUUCAGUUGCUCAGACUGUGAUAAAAGAUUCACUCAAAAGGCGCACAUGAUGUCACACAUGAGAACACACUCAGGAGAAAAACAUAAAACAUUUUAGUUGUUCAGAAUGUGGUAACAUCUUCGUUAAAAAGUAAAUAUGGGGUCACAUAUGAGAACACACACGGGCGACAAACCUAUUCGCUGCUCCGUCUGUGGGGAUACAUUUUCUCUGAGUUCCUUUUUUGUUUGGACACAUGAGAACACACAAGACGUGCUUUGUGAAUCAUGGUGAGCAGUUCAAGGUCUUGUUUUAUAUCGACUGAUAUACACCAUUCCAGGAUACAAUUACAUCGGAAGGUAAUUCUAACUAAAGUUAGACUAGUUGGAAAUAACAUGAACACUACUCACCUUGGAAGCCUCAAAGUAUUCCAAAUGUACAUUAAAUUCAGACAAAAUCCUGUCCUGUUGGAAAUGGUCCAUAGAAUGUAAAUAGUUAGUCCGCGCUGAGGCUUAGUUCCAUUAAGACACACUGACCGCUGUUGCACACUUUUUCGUCAUAUUUUCCACAUAUUCUUGAUCGUAAAUUGGUUCAGCGUGUUUACCACACCUCGAUACCUAAAGACUUCUCUACUGUGAACUUCUGACACCUCAAUGGACCCAAUAGACAGCUGUUUACCUGGUCUGCUGUGGCACAGUAGCCAAUCAAUUUCUGUUAUAAAUCUAUAUUAAAGUACCAGCCCCUCUUCUGGCAUGCGUAGUUUGGGCCAAUAACAUCCUAUCUUAAUGAUGACUGAUGCAUUGAAUCACCAAUUAAAUUGUGAAAACAUUGA
Molecule: messenger RNA, 2655 nt
Organism: Dunckerocampus dactyliophorus (ringed pipefish)
Lineage: Eukaryota; Metazoa; Chordata; Actinopteri; Syngnathiformes; Syngnathidae
Product: gastrula zinc finger protein XlCGF57.1-like
Exons: 3
Coding region: 120-1943 (607 amino acids)
Biological process (GO): regulation of transcription by RNA polymerase II
Molecular function (GO): RNA polymerase II cis-regulatory region sequence-specific DNA binding; DNA-binding transcription factor activity
Source: RefSeq, a predicted model, not a curated record